Messenger RNA from Equus quagga, 4949 nucleotides. It is a transcript of the gene ZNF569, whose product is annotated as zinc finger protein 569. The record is from RefSeq and is a predicted model, not a curated record. Lineage: Eukaryota; Metazoa; Chordata; Mammalia; Perissodactyla; Equidae. The coding region runs from base 1038 to 3194 and encodes 718 amino acids. Gene Ontology annotation, biological process: negative regulation of transcription by RNA polymerase II. The transcript is spliced from 4 exons. Gene Ontology annotation, molecular function: DNA-binding transcription repressor activity, RNA polymerase II-specific.
ACGAACUCAACCACUCGGCCACGGGGCCAGCCCCUCUUGUAGCAGAUUUUUAAAGUUUGUAUUCUUUCCCUGUUCGUGCAAUACACCAGGCAGGGUGCUUGCUGACUUUUGUUUUCCCAAAGGUGGUGCUAGAGCUCACGUUUGUCGUCUUUCUCUGGCCUGCAAAUUCAUGCUGACUCUCUCAACAUGCUCACUAGCCAUCUGCUAAAGCUCACUCUCACCACGACCAUUAGGAGUGCACACAGGGCCCCAGCUACGGGGUAGGGGUCUGGGUGUGUGUCAAGCCUGCAGAGCUCUGGGGGUGCUGUGGGGCAGUUGGGGGUAUCUACAAGUAAAGCGUACCCAGCAGGCUUCUUGAUAGAGUCUACAACGCAGUUAGUGGGAUCUGCAUCCCUUUAAUGCCCUAUGAAAGUCCUGUUUGCCCCCCUCACAGAGUCUUCCCACCCCCCAGUCAUACAGUUCAGAAUCCUGUACUCUGGGUGGGGCGAGAGAGAAAUGAGCCUCUUUGCCACUGUCCUGCACAGCUAGGAAGCCAGGUGCUCACUCACACACUCUCACUUUCCUCCAUGGAUGAGAUCACGGGCCAAGAAGAUCUCUCAAGGUGAGAUCUUCCUAAGCUGUGCUGCCUCAGGGGACAGGUGAGGUGAGUAAAAUGUAAGACCAUUCAUCUUACCCUCUCUGAUGAGUUCAAGCUCAUAUUUUUAGUCUCAGCGGUGUGCUGAAACUUCUCUGCUGAAGACCUGAACUUCCACAAAGGCUCUGUCAUUCAUGGGUGAUUGUCAAAGAUGGUUUUUUUCCAGGGGCUCCUGCACCACAACCAAGAGGGGCUAGAGUCAGUUCAUGGGUUGCUGCAGUGUCUGCAGCCAGGACUGAAGUCUGUCUGCCUAUUACCCAACGUAUGGGUGGUUGAGACUCCUUAGCACAGUGGGUAAGGGUAGUUUCCUUGGCAUAUGGUGCUGGAUCCCACAGCUCCCAUGAAGGCACUUUUGUCCAUGGAUGGAUGCCAAAUUGUGGUGACGGGGGGACACAAAUAAGGGAUGUCUUAUUCAACCAUAAUCUUUGUUUUCUUAAACCUAUUUAUUUCAAAGACCUUGAUCUUCAGAGAAAAGGGUUCCAAAAGAGGAUUCCUCAUCAGUCCCACAGCCUACUCUGAACCGUUAGUGUUAGGAACAGUGACAUUCAAAGAUGUGGCUAUUGACUUCACCCAGGAAGAAUGGCAGCAAUUGGAUCCUGCUCAAAGGAACCUGUACCGGAAUGUGAUGCUAGAAAACUAUAACAACUUAAUCACAGUGGGCUGUCCAUUCACCAAACCUGAUGUGAUUUUCAAGUUGGAGCAAGAAGAAGAACCAUGGGUGGAGGAAGAUGUGUUAAGGAGACACUGGCCAGGAGAAAUAUGGGGAAUUGAGGAGCAUCAGAAAAUCCAGGACAGACUUUUGACACAACUUGAAGAUAAAUUCACAAAACCACUGACUGAAGAAAAAGUCAAUGAAUGUCAUAAGAAAUUUGCAAAUGCAUUUACUCUGAAUUCAGACUUUUUUCCUUCCAGUCAUAAUCUGUAUGGCUAUGACUUAUUUGGAAAGUGUUUAGAACAUAAUAAUUUUGUCUAUUGUAAUAAUGAGAGAAUCCUUAAAUAUAAUGAACCUGUGAAAUCAUUUGGCAAUAGCUCAUCCCAUCUUGUAGUAACCCCGUUUAAGUGUAAUCAUUGUGGAAAAGGAUUCAGCCAAACCUUGGAUCUCAUCAGACACCUGAGAAUUCAUACUGGAGAAAAACCCUAUGAAUGUAAAAAAUGUAAAAAAGCCUUCAGCCACAAGGAAAAACUCGUUAAACAUCAUAAAAUUCACAGUAGGGAGCAGUCUUAUGAAUGUAAUGAAUGUGGGAAAGCUUUCAUUAAAAUGUCAAAUCUCAUUAGGCAUCAAAGAAUUCAUACUGGAGAGAAACCCUAUGCAUGUAAGGAAUGUGGGAAAUCCUUCAGCCAGAAAUCAAAUCUCAUUGAUCAUGAAAAAAUUCAUACUGGAGAGAAACCUUUUGAAUGUAAUGAGUGUGGAAAAGCAUUCAGCCAGAAGCAGAGCCUCAUUGCACAUCAGAAAGUUCAUACUGGGGAAAAACCUUAUGCAUGUAACGAAUGUGGUAAAGCCUUCCCUCGAAUUGCCUCCCUUGCUCUUCACAUGAGAAGCCACACAGGAGAAAAACCUUAUAAAUGUGAUAAAUGUGGAAAAGCCUUCUCUCAGUUUUCCAUGCUUAUUAUACAUGUGAGAAUUCACACAGGUGAGAAACCCUAUGAAUGUAAUGAAUGUGGAAAGUCCUUUUCUCAAAGCUCAGCCCUUACUGUACAUAUGAGAAGUCAUACUGGUGAGAAACCCUAUGAAUGUAAGGAAUGUAGAAAAGCCUUCAGCCACAAAAAAAACUUCAUUACCCACCAGAAGAUUCAUACUAGAGAGAAACCUUAUGAAUGUAAUGAAUGUGGGAAAGCCUUCAUUCAGAUGUCAAAUCUCGUUAGACACCAGAGAAUUCACACUGGAGAAAAACCCUAUAUAUGUAAGGAAUGUGGCAAAGCCUUUAGCCAGAAAUCAAAUCUCAUUGCUCAUGAAAAGAUUCAUUCUGGAGAGAAACCCUAUGAAUGUAAUGAAUGUGGUAAAGCCUUCAGCCAAAAGCAAAACUUUAUUACACAUCAGAAAGUUCACACUGGAGAGAAACCUUAUGAUUGUAAUGAAUGUGGUAAAGCCUUCUCUCAAAUUGCAUCCCUUACUCUUCAUCUGAGAAGUCACACAGGGGAAAAGCCUUAUGAAUGUGAUAAAUGUGGGAAAGCCUUCUCUCAGUGCUCAUUGCUCAAUUUACAUAUGAGAAGUCAUACAGGUGAGAAGCCCUAUGUAUGUAAUGAAUGUGGAAAAGCUUUCUCUCAAAGAACUUCCCUUAUUGUACACAUGAGAGGUCAUACAGGUGAGAAACCCUAUGAAUGUAAUAAAUGUGGAAAAGCCUUCUCCCAAAGUUCAUCCCUUACUAUACAUAUACGAGGUCAUACAGGUGAGAAACCCUUUGACUGUAGUAAAUGUGGAAAAGCCUUCUCUCAAAUCUCAUCUCUUACACUUCAUAUGAGAAAACAUACAGGUGAGAAGCCUUAUCAUUGUAAUGAGUGUGGUAAGGCUUUCAGCCAAAAGUCACACCUUGUUAGACACCAGAGAAUUCAUACUCAUUAGAAAUAGAAACCUCAUGAAUAUUGUGAAUAUGGAAAAGCCUUCAGAAGGAAUUAGUACCUCCUUGCACAUUACAUAAUCAGUUCUAGAGGAAAAAACUAUGAAUGUGGGAAAGUCUUUCAAAGAAGUCACACAUUUGUGAAACAUAAGAAUUCUUACAGAGCUGACAAAUUGUAUAAUGCAAAGCUGGUCAUCAGAAACCUUCAGCAGACAUCUUAUCUAUUGAUGAUAUUUAUUCAGCAUUCUCAUUAAAAUCUGAAACAAAGUAUCUGCUGUCAGCAUAUCAGCAUGAUACUUGAGCUUCUAGCCAAUGUAUUAAGCAAGAAAAAAUUGUGAAGAAAGAUAAACUAUAAAAUAACCUUUUAUAUGAGAAGUAGUUAAUUAGAAAAUGUGUUGAUAUAAAAUAUCCAAGAAUAAACACAACAAUGAAUUUUGAGAGAGAUAUAUAUAAAGUUAUAAAACAUUUUGAAGGGCUCAAAAGAACACCUGAAUCACUGAGAAAAAUGAUAUUGUCUGAAAAGAUUUGCCAUUUUAAAAAACAUAAAUUCUCUCACACACCUUUGAGUUUAAGUUUAAAGUACUUCCACUCAAAGUUUUCACUAGUUAGUUAUAUUUUAAGAAUUUCACAAACAUUCAAUAUUUCAUAUAGGAAUGUAAAGAAGCACAAAUAGCUGGAAAAAAUGUUAAAAACAAAAGAGAAGACAGUUUACUAGAUAUCAUCACAUACUUGAUUUAAAGCUAGCGUCAUUUAAACAAUGUUCUUGAUGAGUAAAUAAAUCAAUCAGUGGAAAGAAAUUGAGGUUAGGAGGAAGGAGACAUGGGAAUUUUGUGUAUGAUAGUGCUAUUGAGAUCAUUGCAGAAAGCAUAGCCUGUUCAAUUAAUGGAAGAUUCAUGUGAGCAAAAAUGUUAGUGCUCUACUUUAUGCCAUACAAAAGUAAAAUUCAAGUAGAUUGAAGACCAGAAUAUAAAAAGCAAAAUUCUAAAACUAUGAUGGAAAUAGAAUAUUAAUUUAGAGUAACAGGAUUUCUCUAAAAACACAUGAAUAUGGAACAGUCCAUUCUAGUUUGGUGUAUUGGCUUCAGAGGCACCCACAUAUGUGCGCAGAGAUAUAUCUCUAUCACUAUGUUCACUGCAUCAUGGUUUGUAUUACUCUGAAUUGGACAUAACAUAUUUCCAUUAGUAGAGAGAUAGGUUAGUUGAUGUAAUUAUUUCUAUGGUAGAAUACAGUUUUAGAGGGGAGAUACAAAUUAUUACAUGGAUAGAUCACAAUAUAUAAUAUUGAGAGAAAACAGCAAAAUGUACAAUGAAACAUGAUAUAACAUUUGUAUAAAUUUAAUAAUGCAAAGAACAGUACUGUGUAUUGAUCCUGGAUCCAUAUAUGACAUUGGUUGCCUUUUAGGAACUGGGAAAGGUCUGGAGGGAGUUGUUAUAUUUAUCUGUAAUAUUUCUUUAAUAAAAGAAAAAGCAAAUAUGACAGUGGUAAGAAAUCUUGUCAAAAUUAUGUUGAUUUUAAAAUAUUCUUUCUUGCCUUUAUUUUUGUCUUUCUAUAGAAUAAGAAUCAGAUGGGUGGAGGAAAUCUGGACCUAUAGAAACAAUUUUAAAAUUUAUUCUUAUUUUUGAUCAGAUACUAAUAUUUAUGGAAAGUUAUCUUUACUAAUACACAAACCAAACCUGAAUUAAAAUAAUAAUUUGCUUCUGAUAAUGUUAAUUAGGAUAAUAAAAGUCAGCAGUAUAUAGCAUUUGUUUGAGGUCAAUUUU